Messenger RNA from Archocentrus centrarchus (flier cichlid), 2354 nucleotides. Its product is annotated as leucine-rich repeat-containing protein 4C. Bases 95 to 1063 code for a protein of 322 amino acids. NCBI's taxonomy places the organism in Eukaryota, Metazoa, Chordata, Actinopteri, Cichliformes, Cichlidae. Gene Ontology annotation, cellular component: external side of plasma membrane. Gene Ontology annotation, biological process: T cell costimulation; positive regulation of T cell proliferation; immune response. The record is from RefSeq and is a predicted model, not a curated record. The transcript has 9 exons.
UGAAAGUGAAAGUAAAAAAAAGUCCGCAGUUAUCACCGCUCGAUUCAGUCGCGAAGAGGCACAACUGCGGCGUGAGGAGCGUGUAAUGUAAGACAUGGCCUCCAGUGGUAUUCUUUCCUUCAUUUUCACUGCGUUCUGCAUCACUGCAGUGAAGAGUGGUGAUUUUGUAAAGGUGGAGUGCAAAACUAAAAACUUGGGACAUUAUGGUCAACAGUCACUUCUGGAGUGUGUCGUCCAAACGUCAAAAGAUGUACAGGAUCCAGUUAUCCGUGUGGUUGCUUGGAAAAAACUGAGCUCUCCAGGAGAUGAAGAUGGCAAAAUCAUGUUGGCUUAUAGUAAACGUUCAUCACAAACAACCCAAGGCUACAGGUUUGCUGAACCAUCCUGGAACGAGAGGAACAUGAAUGUAUCUCUGCUCAUCACCAACACUGCAGUGACAGACGAAGGACUUUACAGCUGCAUGGUGAUCACAGACAGUGGUGAUCACACCAGCUUCACUACCCUCAAUGUCCAAGCCAAAUACAGUAUCCCAACUAUACUCUUCAGCUCUGAGAAAAUUGUCCCAAAUUCAUUCAGUACCCUGACCUGUGAGUCUGUUGGAGGCUACCCAGAGGGUAAACUUCGCUGGUUUGACAAAGACAAUUAUGACUGGACGGGAAGCGCUGAAAUGGAAGUGAAACAGACAGACGAUGGUUUACUUCAGCUCACAAGCAGGCUCCCUUUGUUCCAAGGAUCCACUUCCCUGAAGUAUACCUGCAUUGUGUUCAAUGCCAGUGGAGUCAAAGAAGAAGAAUCCACAAUUGAAAUACCAGAAGACUCUUUAUCUGAGGGGUCUACAGGCGAAAAGCAAGUUGAGACCUCCAAAAUAGUCGCUCCUUUGGUGGUCAUCGGUUCACUGAUCGUAGGGUUGCUGCUUGUGUUGUUACUCUACAAGAAGCGAGCUCAACAGGCCCGGAGGCAAUCUACUGCACCCCUUAUGGAUGGGCAUCAUGCGGUUCAUACAUCUGAACACGACGUUGAGGCGGGAGAUGAUCAAUCUCAUGAAAACAAAACCCAGUCCUGAAUCAAAACACCUGUCCUGAGGAGGUACCACAUACCAGAGGGAUACACUCUACCUAUUACUGCCAACACUUUCUUGUUUGCUAACUCCACUCUGUCUUUGUAAUUUCCUACUGCAUACAGAUUAUAACCAGGAAUAACCUGUAUUAUUGUGAUUUAGCAGACAAGCUGUAAGAGCUUCAUUCAUACAAGCUCUGUAUAUCAACAAUUAAGUCGUGAGCUUAAGAAACCAUUCUUGUUCAUUUUGAAUCAAGCCAAGAUUAUUUAUAUGGCAGGGGGCCAUCCCAGGCCAAGAGACUUUAAAACACCAAGAUUUUUCACAUGAGUUGGUUGGUUGAGGAAAUGUUUGUAAGUAUGACAUAGCUGUUUGGGUCUAUGCAAAAACUGUAGCCUUUGGCAUCUAAUCAGGAGCAGCAUUUCUUCUCAUUUCUCUGUGUGUGUGUGUGUGUGUGUGUGUGUGUGUGUGUGUGUGUGUGUGUGUGUGUGUGUGUGUGUGUGUGUGUUGCCAUUCAUUUUUAUCUAUUUCACUGAGAAUUGUGCCAAAAUAUUGCAAAGAUUACUCUUACUGUUUGCAAAUCCCAUCAAAAGUGCCAGUGAGCUUGUAGUGUAACAUGAAAUAUAAAUAUAGUGAGGCGAGGAGCUACAUAGGACUGUUUAAUCAAAUUAUUGAUUACACUGGAACUCUCACACUAUUCUUAACUGUCUGGGAAGACUUUGACAUAACAAAUUUCUCAUCCUUUCUCUAACCACUGCUAAUGUCAUGUGAUUACCACCUGUCACUUACCAUUAAUUGUGAUGGAAGCCAAAGGCACUGUUUUAUUCCUUGUUUUUUUUUUGUUUUUUUUUGUUUGUUUUUUUUGUGAAUGAGCCAUAAAACACCUUAUGUAACUUUUAGCAGUACUUAGUACGUUUUGUGAAAUCAACAGAAUCCACAGAAGUGGUAAAUGUUUGGCUUCAUGUUUGGUUUCAAGCUUGUAUAAGAGCUCUUACCAGACGCCCUGUGCUAUAGUACCAAAAUUAUUCAUUCAUCAGAAAGUCAAUUAUUGAUUUUGUGAAGAAAAACUGCAUGAGCGUAACAUUAAAAGAUUUUUAAUUUUAACUUUUAUUCUGGAAAUUUGAAUCAGCACGGACACCUUCUAAAUGUUAAAGAGCCACCUGUAAAUUUUUGUACAUACUGUGUUUUUAAAUCUGUGAAUUUAUACUCCAGAAUUGUGGAAAAAAAGGUUGACACUUAUCUACUGAGUUUGUGAAGAGUCUGUAAUGUGAUUAAAACAUGAAAAAGUGAAUACUGUGAA